Molecule: messenger RNA, 4903 nt
Organism: Phalacrocorax carbo (great cormorant)
Lineage: Eukaryota; Metazoa; Chordata; Aves; Suliformes; Phalacrocoracidae
Source: RefSeq, a predicted model, not a curated record
GUGUGGGACAGUUAGGCUGGCUUGUCUGAUCUGGAGAGGUAUAGGUAGGAAUGGAGGUAUAGUCCGUGGAUUUCAAAACUGGCUACUGUUCUUGGGGAGCUUGAAUUUACUUUCGAGUAGGGCUUUGAGGGACCAUGUGUGACUGUAGGAAUUUUUUUUUAUCACUCCCUUUUUUUUUUAAACAUGACAAGAUUAUGACAGAACACUGGGUUGUUGUAAGACUUAGAAUUUAGAAAUUCUGACCUGAUAUGUUAAAGGAGGUGAUUUGUGAGUGCUUUCUUCCUAUCAAGUGAGCAGUACAUACAAACAUGCAUCUCAUCAGCUGAAUAGAUGGUCUUCAUCACAGCAUCCCCCUUAAAUUCUGUUCUUUUGUGCCUUGAAAUUGCAUUUUCUUAGAGCAAGGACAAGAAAAUGAAAACUGUAAAAUUAUACACUCCCACCCCCAAGGGUGGAAUGUGAUGCUAAAUCAACUGGUAGUCAUUAGUCAGGUAAUAAUGCAUUGUAAAUGUGGGGUUUUGGGGGUUUGGUUUGGGGUUCUUUGUUGUUGUUGGGUUUUUUUGUUGUUGUUUAAAAAGAGACUUUAAAAAGAUACAACAAAACCCAACAGACAGAUGGUAGUAGUGGCCAUGUUCUUAAGGUAAAAGCCUCCAGAAUGAAUAAUAAAACUGGUUAUAUGGGGGUAGGCUGGAGGAGGGGGGAAUUUUCUAUUUCCUCUUAUUUCGGCCAGGGUAAAUAAUCUGAGAGCAGAAUGCCCUUUGAACUUGGAAUUCAGGAGGUUCUGAGGGAACAGUGUUCAAUUAGUUUAAAUUGUUCCAUAAGCUUGUUGUUUGGUUUCACUGUAAAAUGAUAAAUUCUGUCCUUUACUGACGUAUGCUAAAUGGAAGUUUCAAUCUGCAAGUCUAGUGUUAGGAUAUUUGGAGAACUAAAAUAAUGUAAAAUAGUGUUUUCAGUGAAAUAACUUGUUACAAAAUACCAUAGACACUAAGGCAUUUGUGAAUACCUUUGAAAAUCCAGUUAAUUAUUUACAAAAGUAAUACUUAGGGAGUAUUCACAAGUGGUAGAAACUGUUGAUGGAGACAGUAAUGAAGAUGAGAUUUAAAAGCUGUUUUUUCUUCCUAGUUGUGAUGUAUUCAGGCAAACUCUUUGCAGAAGAUAUACCUUGUGAUUUGCCACACAUAGAAAAUGGAAAGAUUGCCCAGUACUACUAUAAUUUCAGAAGUUACUAUUUCCCUAUGCGUAAGGAAAAAAAACUUUCCUAUUCUUGUAUAGUUGGUUGUACAACUGAAACUGGGACUCAAGAUGGAAAAAUAACUUGUACAGCAAAAGGAUGGUCUCCGGUGCCACGAUGCUACAAAAAAUGUAACAAGCCUCUUUUGGAAAAUGGCUUUUUUUACGGUACAGAAAUGUACUUUAAAAUACAUGAGAAAUUGCAAUACAAAUGUAAUCCAGGCUACCACACUCCAAGCGGUGGUAAUGAAGAUACAGUACAAUGCCGGCCAAAAGGAUGGUCCUCUCAGCCAAGCUGUACUAAAAAACUUGAGUCAUGUCAAGUACCCGAUUUGCAUCACGGCAGCUACUUCACAGCCCAACAAGAGCUUCGACUGAAUGAAACACUGCUAUAUAGAUGUGAUGAGGGAUAUCAUACUGCAGGAGGAAACACUACAGAAGAAGCAGUGUGUCUUACACAUGGGUGGUCCCUUACUCCAAAGUGCACUAAAGUGACUUGCUCUUCUUUGAGUGCAAUAGCACAUGGAGGUUUCUAUCCCGUGAAGAAAGUCUAUGAAGAGGGAGAUGUAGUUCACUUUUUCUGUGAGGAAAAUUAUUCUGUCAGUGAAUUUGACCUAAUCCAAUGUUACUAUUUUGGAUGGUAUCCAGACCCUCCAGUGUGUGAAGAUGUAAAAGAUAAAUGUCCUCCACCACCGCUUCCUCCUCAUGCCCAUAUCAUCACAGUUAGAAGAACAUAUCAUAAUGGAGACAAAGUUCAUAUACAGUGUCAAAGUACCUUUGAAAUAAAAGGAUCUGAGGAAAUCCAGUGUGAAAAAGGAAAAUGGACAUCACCCCCUAUUUGUAUUGGAACUAUGGAUAAACGGCAACCUGAGGCACCACCGUCACCCGAGGCAGAUGUAGCAAUAAGGGCAAGCAAAACAUAUCACAGUGAAGAUAUGAAAAUACAGCAAGACUGUACCUCUCCACCUGUGAUUAAAAAUGGUGUUGUUCUUGGUCCAUUAUUGACAAGUUACAAAAAUGGUUCCUCAGUAGACUAUGGUUGUCAACUUUACUAUAUUUUGGAUGGACCUAGUACUGUUUACUGUGAAGAAGGAAACUGGACAGAACAACCAACUUGCUUAGAACCAUGCAAUCUUAAUGUAACCGAUAUGAACAGCAACAACAUAGAGUUGAAAUGGAAACAGGAAGAAUUAAUUUUCCUACAUGGUGAUCUCAUAGAGUUUGAAUGUAAACAGGGGUACAGUUUUCUCCCGACCACCAUUCCGUCUCCUGGGAGGACGCAGUGUAACCAUGGCAGACUGAAUUAUCCGAAAUGCAUUAUGCAAGCUCCUACAGGAAAAUGUGGCUCUCCACCUUCUAUUGUGAAUGGAGCUCUUACUCUCCCACCCCUGACCCAGUAUGACAGUGGCUCUUCAGUUCAAUAUAGUUGCUCUGACUAUCAUUUUUUGCAAGGAUCUGAGAGAAUCUACUGUUCUGAAGGACAGUGGACUGCACCACCAGUUUGUAUAGAGCCAUGUACUUUGUCAAAAAAUGAAAUGGAGAAAAAUAAUGUGCUGCUGCAAUGGUUCUAUGAGAAUCAAAUUUACUUUUACCAUGGGGAUUAUGUUGGAUUUUACUGUAAGCAAAACCAUUUUGGAGAAGAAUCUGGUACAACUUUAUUUGAAGUGCAGUGUAAGGAAGGACAGCUGACAUACCCAAGGUGUGUUGAAAGAGGAACUUCUGCAGGGGCAGCCUGUGAAUACCCACCUCUCAUUGACUUUGGAGAAAUUGUUAGCGUGCCCGUACUUGGUUAUAAGGAAAGUGACAGAGUGCAGUAUGCGUGCAACCCUGGAUACACUUUGUCAGGAUCAGAAUGGGUAACAUGUCAUGAAAAAACCUGGGUACCUGGACCACCACAAUGUUUGGCACCAUGUACCAUUACAAGACAGCAGCUGGAAGCCCAAAACCUACUUCUCUCCAGUGGGCAAAGACGCACAUUUUUGAUUCAAAGCGGUCGGUGGCAGAAAUUCAUGUGCAUUGCAGGAUUCAAACUCACGGGCUCUCCUAUCAAGCACUGUUUCAAUGGGCAUAUGGAGCUUCCUUCAUGUAUCACUGAAGAAUCAUGUUUGCCGCCGCAGCCCAUAGAAUGUGCUGAUGUUCCCAGGCUGGAAAAUAAAAACCUAAAGAUUGAAAAACAAGGGAAAACAAUGUAUCUGGCUGGUGCUAGACUUAAGUAUGUCUCUCGUUCUGGAUACAUGUUAGAGGGACCAUCGGAGAUAACUUGUUCUAUGGGAAACUGGACUUCAUCUCCUGCAUGCUUGGAAAUGCCGUGUGGAAGCGUUCCAAAAGUUGCCAAUGCUCAGAUCGAAGGCAGAAACAAGGAAACGUAUGAGCCUGGUGAAACAAUUCGCUACCAGUGUGAUGCAGGGUUCUUGACUGUUGGGCCCCCUGAAAUUAUUUGCAGAGAAGGAAACUGGACAGCACCGCCCGUCUGUGAAGGGAAAGGUGGGAAAUGUGGCCCACCUCCAGUUAUUGAAAAUGGAGAUAUUCUUUCCUUCCGCAUGCAAGAAUAUCCACAAGGUGCAACUCUGGAAUACAAAUGCCCAAGUCUCUAUGUUCUGGAAGGAUCUCGGUAUAUCAGAUGUACCAAUGGGCGGUGGACAAACCCCCCAGUUUGCCUAGUGGCCUGUACAGCAUCUGAAGAAGACAUGGCCAGAAACAAUAUUGAGCUGAAAUGGGUGGAAGGAAGAAAGCUGUAUUCCAGAUCAGGCGACACUAUAGAAUUUCAGUGUAAAAGAGGAUAUUUGGCGGACCCCGCAUCUUCGCCCUUCAGAGCACAGUGCGUAGAUGGGACGUUAGAAUAUCCGCGGUGCAAGCCUGAAAUUGUCUGUACAGCAUCUGAAGAAGACAUGGCCAGAAACAAUAUUGAGCUGAAAUGGAUCGAAGGAGGAAAGCUGUAUUCCAGAUCAGGCGACACUAUAGAAUUUCGGUGUAAAAGAGGAUAUUUGGCGGACCCCGCAUCUUCGCCCUUCAGAGCACAGUGCGUAGAUGGGACGUUAGAAUAUCCGCAGUGCAAGCCUGGAAAGAACUGUAUAGUGCAUAAGACGAUCAUGGAAAGGAACUAUAUUAAACUACGGUCACCAGGAUGGUCAGACACUUCCACCUAUCUCACUGGGGAUUAUAUCCACUUUGAAUGCAAAUGGUGGCGCAGAGCAGUUUCACUCCCUGAAGCAUUUACCCCUAGGUGUGUGGAUGGAGUGAUUAAGUAUCCUGAAUGUGAAUGAAUUUUUGUAUAAGUGGACAUGACGUGAAGGAGCCCAGCCAUGGAAAUGAAAGAUCCCUCAACUGACCCAGUGAUUUGAACUCAAUUUUUCCUGGCGUUUCCCAUUUCACUCUGCCUUUUUGCAGCUUAGCCAAUGUUCUGUCUUGGAAUUUCUGUGUUGGUUUUUGUUUUGUUUUGUUUUAUUAUUGGGUGAUUGUGUUUACAUUUUAUCCACAUUUUAUCCUUUUAUGUAAAUGUAUUUACAUUUUGUAAAUGUGUUUACAUUUAUCCAUCUGAAUGGUUGUGCUUGCAUUUUUAUCCAUUCUAUAUUGAUCUCACUGUUAUUUUUAUUAACAAUUGUGUCCUGAGAUAGGCUUGCUUUGGUGGCAUGCUGAGACAAGAAUUAAAGCCCACAGGUAAUUUGAUUAUCAGCAA